AUGGACACCGGGCACGUAAGCAGAUCCCGCUUUAGCGUGGCCUCCAGCCCCCCGCGGUGGGAGAUUGGGCUCUACGCCGCCGGCGCCUUGGCACUGCUGGGAAUCGCAGCCGUCAACCUCUGGAAGCUCUGGCGCUCUGGCAGCUAUCCAGCCCCUUCCCCCUUCCCAAACUAUGACUACCGGUACCUGGAGCAGAAGUAUGGGGCAAUGUAUCCAGACAUCAGGCACAAGCGAGGGAUGGCCCCGGGCACACAGAGGGCUCCAGAGAGGAGCUCACCCGCCCGCAAGAGCAGCCUGAGGGCAGACGACACCUUCGAGAGCAUCCACGAGCUGGGCAGCCUGGAGCUGAUGGGCAGAGACCUGGGCCUGGCCCACUACGGCCCCCUGAGGAAAUCCAUCUCGGCCGACUCCCUCAACUCCAUCUCGUCCAUCGGGAACAACUUCGGGCAGGAUUUCACAGUGGGGCAGGUGGAGGUGUCCAUGGAGUAUGACGCAAAGGCAGCUGCCCUGCACGUGACGCUGCUGCAGGGCAAGGACCUGCUGGAGAAGGAGGACGCGCGCUUCGAGUCCUGCUUCAUGCGCAUCAGCCUCCUCCCGGCCGAGCAGAUCGUCGGCAUCUCUCGGAUCCAGCGGAGUGCCUAUGCCGUGGCCUUUGACGAGCGCUUUUCGGUCCCGCUGGAUCCAGCGGCGCUGGAGGAGAACAGUCUGCGCUUCUCCGUCUUUGGCAUCGACGAGGAUGACAGGAACGUCAGUACUGGUGUGGCUGAGCUCAAGCUCUCCGACCUGGACCUGGCCACGCGCCCCUUCAACGCCUGGCUCUACCUGCAGGACAUGAACAAGGCGGUGGACACGGUGGGGGAGAUCCUGCUCUCCCUGAGUUACCUGCCCACGGCUGAGCGGCUCACGGUGGUGGUAGUCAAAGCCAAGAACCUCGUGUGGACCAACGGCAAGGUGACUGCAGAUCCCUUUGUCAAGGUGUACCUGCUGCAGGAUGGGAGGAAGAUCAGCAAGAAGAAGACAGCAGUGAAGAGGGGCGACACCAACCCCGUGUUCAACGAGGCCAUGAUCUUCUCAGUGCCAGCAAUUGUGCUCCAGAUGCUGGCCACGCUGAGGAAGCCUGUCUCCAUGUGGCACCCGCUCCGCAGGAAUUAG
Acanthisitta chloris (rifleman) is the source of this 1152-nucleotide messenger RNA. RefSeq names its product synaptotagmin XII (gene SYT12). Lineage: Eukaryota; Metazoa; Chordata; Aves; Passeriformes; Acanthisittidae. The record is from RefSeq and is a predicted model, not a curated record. Gene Ontology annotation, biological process: regulation of calcium ion-dependent exocytosis; calcium-ion regulated exocytosis; cellular response to calcium ion. Gene Ontology annotation, molecular function: calcium ion binding; SNARE binding; clathrin binding. The transcript has 7 exons. The coding region runs from base 1 to 1152 and encodes 383 amino acids.